AUGGUUGUAGUGCUAGAUCCUCGGGGAAAAAUUGUGAACUCAAAUGCUAUCCAUAUGAUGUGGAUCUGGAAAAAUCAAGCUUUCCCGUUUAAUUGCGCAAGGGAGGAGGUGCUUUGGGAGCAGGAAACAUGGAGUCUUGAACUGCUUGUUGAUGCUAUUGAUCAAAAUAUUCUGCAAUGGAUCAGAGAAGAAAAGUACAUUCUCUUGUAUGGAGGCGACGACCUGGAAUGGAUCAGACAAUUCACUAAUGAGGCACGAGCUGUAGCGCGAACCCUGCGAAUUCCUCUUGAAAUGGUCUAUGUUGGCGGGAGCCAUAACAAGGAGAACGUGCAGAGGAUUUGUGAUUCUAUAAUAAUGGAGCAGCUGAGCCACUGCUGGCAAGAACAGGACUCUGUUUGGUAUUUCUGGACAAGAAUCGAGAGCAUGAUCUACUCAAAAAUCCAACUAGGUAACCUUUAUGACCAUGCUGAUACCAUAUGGCAAGAGAUACAAAAGCUCCAUAGUCAUGACAAAUCACACAGCGGAUGGGUAGUGCUAGCCAAAGGCUCGAGAAUUGUUGUCCACGGCCAAAAUAAGGUGGCCAUGAAUACCCUUCAAGAGUUGGAGGAGUGGAAGAAACUAGCUAUAACAGACGGAUUUGAUGUGGGGUUCGGAAAUCAUUACAUGAAGCUUCAUAUGGAGGAAUAUCCAUGUCAUAGGAUUCAGUUUCCCUCUGGUAUGAGAAUUCCAAGAAGUAUGCCAUGCCCUGAUUGUUCUCGCCCUAUGCAUAUAAAUAAAUCUUUCCUCUGCUGCCAUGAAGAUCACAUUGCUGAAGCUGCCGAUGUUCUCGCUGCUGCAACUGAUCAGGUUGAUCAAUAUGAGGCCUAA
Messenger RNA from Chenopodium quinoa (quinoa), 867 nucleotides. Its product is annotated as protein SIEVE ELEMENT OCCLUSION B-like. Bases 1 to 867 code for a protein of 288 amino acids. The record is from RefSeq and is a predicted model, not a curated record. NCBI's taxonomy places the organism in Eukaryota, Viridiplantae, Streptophyta, Magnoliopsida, Caryophyllales, Amaranthaceae. Gene Ontology annotation, biological process: phloem development. The transcript is spliced from 2 exons.